AUGGUGGAUUUAUCUGAGAAAGCUGAAUUUCAAGAAUCAUUUGAUUUUCAAUAUAUAAAUGCAGUUAACGGCCAAUCAGAAUUAGUUAAUAACAAUUCAAUGAAUGAUACUCUGCAUUCAUCCGAUAAUGAUAGGGUAGUUAGUGAUGAAAUGCUGAAACUGCUAUUGGUUGCUAUUACCACAAUAAUUGUGCUUGUCUGUCUAACGAUAUGCAUUUCUGCAUGUAUUUGCAUUUGUCUCAAUAAGCGCCGUAAUUUAAAACGCCAAAAUAAAAAAGAUCAUCUUCUACUACCGGAACAAUCCGAGAAAAUAACUCACACUCGAUCAUCGUUAACCAAUCCAGUAACUAAAAAUAUAACUUUAACUAUAUUAUCAAAUAGUAAACAAGAUUUGGAUAAAACUAUUUUGCCUUCUUCUAUUCAAAAGUCAGCAUCAAAUCUAAUACAUGGAAAUGCACCAAUAAAAUCUUAUUAUUAUGAUACGUUCGACGAUAUUCCGUUUAUUGAUGAAUCACGACCAACAAGCUAUAUUGAUAUUACACGAGUUUAA
Rotaria socialis is the source of this 549-nucleotide messenger RNA. The record is from the annotation of a GenBank genome assembly. Lineage: Eukaryota; Metazoa; Rotifera; Eurotatoria; Philodinida; Philodinidae.